AUGAUAGGCUUGGCGAACUUGCCCAGGCUGAACGGACCAGGCGACACACCCAUUUUUUCCGCGUUGACCAUGAAGAAGAAAAUCACCAGCACGUACGACCAGUCGGUGGCGAUGGCGCAGACGGAGAAAAUAGCGUUCAUGGCGAUCGAGGAGCCGAGGUUGAUCAGGGUCAGCAGCGAGUUGAUGAGAGUGAUCAUCCACAGACAUCUGAGCGGCACACCGGUGGUCUUGUCGACGUUGUACCAGAACGACGCGAACGGAACGCCGCGCCUGUCUGCCCAUCGCGUAGUCAAACACCUGGACGAUCGGCUGGCCGGACGAGGUGUUGAGAAUCGCGUCGAGGUCGUCGCCCAUGCACAGCGUGUAGACGAUGUUGAGGAUCCAGCCAAGAAGCGCGGUCACGGUCAAGGCGGACGCAAUGGCCAGCGGCGUGGUGUACGCGGCGUUGCUGAUCUCCUCGGACAUUCUGGACGUGGCGUCGUAGCACGUCAUGACCCACGACACGUUCAAAAAGCCAAACAGGAAUGCCCAGCCGUCGUGCGACCAGCCCGUGCCGUUGAUGACCUUGGUGAAGACGUACUCCUUGGAAUUAAUUUUUGGGCACUUGACCAGCAUGGUGAUCAUGAGCGCGAUGACAGAGCCGAUGUUCACAAAACAGUAGUACUUGGUGAUUCUGGCGAGCACGGACGACGGCAGCGAGUUGAUGAGGCCGUGCGUGAUGAUCACAGCGAUCGACGCGCCGGUGAUGUGGCCGGCCGUCGGCACGUACUUGUAGUCGGAAGCCAUGGAAACGGUCUGCAGCAGCAGCGUGGCAGCUCCGAAAUCGGUCGAGCACGCUCCAGCCAUGGCCCCGAUGAAGUACAGCCAUCCGUCAAUCCAGCAGACAAGAGGCACGUGUUUUUUCGGCACGACGUGGGUGAUCACAUAGUACAUUCCACCGCAGGUCGGGAAACACGAGGUGAUAUGGGAGACCGAGUAAGCAAUGGCCAGGCAGCCAAACAUGCCGAUGAACCACGACCACGACGCAGCGGCCGGGCCGCCGGCCCACAGCGGAUACAGAUAGGUGAUGGCGACGGUUCCCAUGAGCCCAGAGAUCGACAGGGCGAACGAAAACGUUGCCAAGAAAGAGUAGCUUCUGUUGAACUCCUGCUUGUAGCCGAGAUGGGCCAGCUUGGCGGCGUCGGAGUCCAGAGUCACUCGUGGAGACACUGUUGCGUGCAAAUUGGCUUUUUCCAGGUCUUUGGUCAUGUUUGGAAUCUUCGAGCAGAAGAAGGACAGAGGUAUUUGUAG
Messenger RNA from Ogataea angusta, 1290 nucleotides. RefSeq lists its product as uncharacterized. Bases 1 to 1290 code for a protein of 429 amino acids. NCBI's taxonomy places the organism in Eukaryota, Fungi, Ascomycota, Pichiomycetes, Pichiales, Pichiaceae. The transcript has 2 exons. The record is from RefSeq and is a predicted model, not a curated record.